Messenger RNA from Astrephomene gubernaculifera, 3892 nucleotides. Lineage: Eukaryota; Viridiplantae; Chlorophyta; Chlorophyceae; Chlamydomonadales; Astrephomenaceae. The record is from the annotation of a GenBank genome assembly.
GAUGACCGGUAACAAAGGCCUCACUCACCGUGAAACUACAGAACCUUUUCAAUAAGCGUUUACAGGGAUGAGUGCCGCGGCAGAGGCUCGGGCGCUGUUUCGAGCGCUUCUUCGCGAGGGCCGGCGCUUCCCCAACUACAACAUCCGCGAAUACAUUCAGCGGCGGGCUCGCGAAGCAUUCCACGAGGCAGCAUCCAUCACCGAUUCAGCCGCUGUGCAGUCGCUAUUGCAAAGAGGCCGCCAGGAGCUGGAUGUUGUGAAACGCCAAUCGGUGGUGUAUCAACUCUAUGGGCGAAAGGUCAAGAACGUCCUGGAGCUAGACCUGGCGUUCCAACCGGCAGGGAAGCCAGCAGCCGGCAGCCCGUAAAUUACGCACCUCCACUACGGAAUUAUGAGCUCUCGCAACCUUGCGAGGCGGCUUUGUACAAGCGGAGGGGCUGUAGCAGCGUUUGAGGGAGGGCAUGUCUGUCCUUCCCAGCUGGGCCUGUGGAGUCAUUGGUCACCGAAUCGGUUAGGGACGACACAUGCCGUUCGGGACGCUUGGUAUUGGUUAUGAGGUAGGAAGGACACACAUGUCCUUCGAGCCAAGUCUCAAGUGGGUAUUGGUCUUGGGGUAGUGUCAGUUGUGGGCAAGGGAUGAUGACCAGCACGGUAUUGAGUUAAGGGAUACCGCUGGUGGCAGACUGUCGAGCAAGUUCGUAGCGUUAAGUGUAGAAUGCUGCAUUAGGUUAUUCAAGUAACGGUUGCAUGGACUAACACGGAUGCUGGGUGGCGAUGUGUGCAUCUCUUAGGAGGUGCCAUGGGAGUUAGGUGGUAUGUAGGUGUGAAUCCAGCUAAAUCCAAAUUAUGCCGUACAUGAGCUGUUUCCGCUGAGCGCUGACAUAGAGGUUUGGGCACAGAUGUCACAGGCUUUUGCAUGUAUGCGCUUUCACCAAUGAGCGAAGGCUUUCCACAGCAGCAAGCGCAACCUGGCGCCGCAGCUCAGGUGCAGCGUGAAGGUGUCUUAGUGCCUGGUCCCAGGCAACAACCAGCCACUAAGGAUGUUCCAGCACCGCCGUCGCAUGUGUCUCUCCCUGUGAAGAACAAUGCAAUUCUCCAUGAAUCGCUAUCAAUACUGAAGGAAUUCCGGGCGUUGGUUGACGCGAAGCUGGAGCAGGAACAGCAUCUGACCGGCAAGUCGUAGCUUAUGCUUUUUAAGGAUUGAUACACUCGGACGCUUCCUACUUCCACAGGUAGGACACAGACCACCAUAUAACCAUUACUUUUUCAUAGAACUGUCGCACUGGACAUUAGCGAGGCUCUACCGUCUGCUCCUGGAUACUGUCUCUUCCUGGUUCAUGCCACAAUUCAUAGUAUAUUUGUAUGUGCCGUGUCACUAGCCGAUCUGUAAUCUGUCGCCGUUCACCCGGCUUACCAACUACCGGAAUAGCGGGACUGAAACAGUUGCAUUCCCUUUAAGCAGCAGCCGACCUCCUUUGGUAGCAAUGCCUAAGCGGAGAGUGUCAACGACUGGUCUAAGGCGGUCCAAGCGACGGAAAGGAGGCGCCUCAGGCGAUGAACCCGAGCUCUCGGACGCAAGCCCGUCUGAGCACUUGGAUGCUGGCAACUCUGCGCAAGCCAUUUCCCAGCAGGAGGCCAAUGGCGCAGCCGCCGGGCACCAGCCAAAUGCAGAAAAUGCAGCACAUGAUGAGGACGAAGUCGGCGAGGAGGAGGAGGAGGGCACCGAAGGCCCCGGUGAUGACUCCAAUCCCUCGCGCAUCCCCGACAUCCAGGACGCUGCAGCACAGCUCGCCAAGCUGACGGGGAUCCCCCUUGAUACCGCGCUAACCGCUCUGAAAGAGACCCGGGAAGAGGUCUUUGGCAGCGGCGAUGCCGGCGCAGAUGGUAGCCCGGAUAGCAGCAGCGGCGGUGGCAGCAGCGAACGGCUGCAGGACUGGUUGGAGGCGGCCCAAAUCUACCUUGCCGUACGCAUGGAGGUUGAGGACGAGAUCCAGGACGUGCGUGAGGCCAUGCGGGAGUCCCUGCAGGAGUACGAAUCCGCCAAAGCGGCGGACGACAUCCCGCUCACGCAGCGCCCGGCGGACUACCUGGCGGACCGCUUCGUGCCGCCCGCCGGCAGCGCCGCAGCGCUGGCGGGGGCGGCGUGCAGCGCGGUGGUGGCGCGGCUGGGGGCGUUCGCGUGCCACCGGGCGCUGUUUGCGGAGGGCGGCGUGCAUAAGGCGCCGCUGGUGAGGCUGGCGGAGCUGGAGUGCAAGUGCCGCAAGUGGUAUCCCAACCGGGGAACGGGACGGUUCUGGGAGCAGCUGGCGGACGACCUCGCAGCCGCAGCCGAGCAGGCUGCGCCGGCAUCCCCGGCCCUGCGGGAAUCCGGCUGGGUCGCCUGCGACGCUGGUCCGGAAGGCUGUAGCACCUGUGCAGCGGCGCUAGGGCAGGGACUCGACGCCGCCGCAGCAGCGGCUGGGCCGUCCACAUCCGCAGCAGCAGCAGCGGCUCCGGCAGCGGCUCCAGCACGCGUUGCGCUGUCAACGGAGGCGGCUGCGGCGGUGUUGGCGGUGGUUGGGGAGUUUGCGGAUUUAAAGGAGCCGGAGAUGCAGCGAGAGAUCUGCAAGAUGCCGUCCAAGGACGGUCAGACGCCCGAUGUGUUUGCACUGCUGGAUGACCCGGCGGGUGCUCAUGGGGAUGACUCGGAUUCGGAUGACUUGCUGGAGGUGGUAGAGCUUGGGACUUGCAAUGGAAGGAAGCCGCAAGACGUGGAUGCGGUUGAGGUAUAAGCAGGAGGGUGCAGCCGGGGGGUUAGGGGAUGGGGGAGGCGGCAGGGCAGCGUGCAUGUGUUUUGGCAUGUAGGGUUAAGAGGGAUUGGGGAAAUGGAAACGUGUAAGAUUGUGGUCGUUAUGGGUAGGGUUAGUGGAAAGGAAAGAGGGAAUUCGGGGUUUGCAUCAUAAGGCGGGCUGGGCGUGUCCUUGAGGGACAGCAGAGUGGAAAUUCCUUGUGGAUAUCAAAAAGAGCAGGGUGAGAAAGGUUGCGGUGGCUUGCUUAGGAUUACCGCUUAAGAUCAGCCAGCGUUGCUAUGCUCCUGGAGGUAAGAGGUCAUAACACGUACGCCAAGGUGCAUGCGAAGGCCUAAUUCACAUGGCCUUCGUCUGCUACCGGUAGUUUGCUCUGGCUAACCUGUAGUACUGGCGGGAUGGUCCCUUCGUAGCGUGGCGCUUGAACGUCGAACAGGCUACGGCUCAGCAUAAGCGCCGACCACCUAUCGUGUCGUGCUCCUUGUGCUGCUGGAUUUGGCUAGGCAGAGCUGUGGGGGUUUGGAUCUGCUGUUCGCUUUGGUGCUACACUUGCUGCUCGUGUUUGUUGCCAGACCUUCAUGACUGUGGGCUUCUUACAGCGGGAUUAGCCAUGUCUUUUCAGGAACUGGUCGUGUCAGGGCUUGUACCUUUUGCAGUGUACGGCUGGUUAUCUUCUAUCCCAGCCAACAGUUACCGGUACAUUUCGUACGCAUGUACAAUGUAUCCGUACGAGCCAGGGUGGUCAUAGGCAUGAUGAUAAGGGAUUGCUGUAACGGUCAUUCACGAGGGCAGGCGCGACAGCCGGGCAUCCAAGCUGCGACUGGCGUGUAGUGGGGGAAGACGCCGGGAGUGCGAAUGAGAGUAACGUCGGAUGCGGGAGCGCGAGUGGGAGGAACGCCGGAUGCGGGAGCGCGAGUGGGAGGACCGGUACCAAACAGUAUUGGUCUGGUCAACCCUAGAGCCAGGAGUCGCCGGUUAGUUUUGCGUAUUUCUGCGUAUAGUCCGACAUGGUAUCGAUAAUAAAUGCAACCAAUGCUGCCGCCCUGCCACUGCAGGUUACGCGCUUAUUACUCUGCGACGAAAAGGAGCAGCAUUCGAACUGUAAG